GGAGGGACAGUAUAACCGUCCGACUCGUCCCUCCCAAAAGGAAGCCAUUGAAACCAUUAGUUCCUCUCUACCGGAUACUCAAAUCUCUAGUGGACCUCCGGAAUUCUAAACUCGUAUUGUUCUCGGACAGAGAUUUGCCUCACCACUACUGCCAAACUCCCAGUCCUGCGCACCAAUGAGGUCUGACUCUUACGAUUCUUUCCCGAGAGGAAAUUUGGUAGUCAAUGACUGUUUCCGGGGGGAGCUGAGAAGGUGAGUCUCACUUCCGGCGGAGGGAGGCUUUCUGACCCGGGAUGGAGGAGGCGGAGGAGCUGCCCUUGGAGUGGGAGAGACUGCAGUUCGCCCCCGAUCCACGCCUGGGCCCGGACUCAGGAUGGAGCCCUUCCAGAGAAGGCUGUGCACAGGGACUCAAAGACCUCUCGCCCGGACCUACCCGAGCCAUCCUCGCUUUAAAGAGCCUCCCGCGGGGCUUGGCCCUUGGCCCCUCACUCAUCAAGGAGCAGCGCUUGGGGGUCUGGUGUGUUGGGGAACCCUUGCAGCCAGGACUGCUCUGGGGGCCACUGGAAGAGGAGUCUGUCUCCGAGCAGAAGGGUCAUGGAGUGAAAACAAAGCAGAAGGAGGACGUGUCACUAGGCCCAUGGGGAGAUGUGUGUGCUUGUGAGCAGAGCUCAGGCUGGACUAGUUUGGUGCAGCGGGGCAGGCUGGAGGGUGAGGGAAACGUGGCCCCAGUGCGGAUCAGCGAGAGGCUCCACCUGCAGGUGUACCGGGUCGUGCUGCCAGGUUUUGAGCUGCUGAUGUGGCCCCAGCCUCCCUCAGAGGGCCUGAGCCCCACCCAGCCCAGGCUAGAGGAAGAGGCGUCCUUGGCUGUGGUGACAGAAGUGGAGUCUGCUGUACAACAGGAAGUGGCCUCCCCCGGGGAGGAUGUAGCAGAACCUUGCACAGAUCCUGGUCACCAGUCACCCCCCCGCAUCCAGGCGGUGAGCCCUGGACUUAAGCCCCGAAUCCAGGACCAAGUUUCCAAGGAGAGCCAGCCACUCGGCCCAUCGCCUCAGGAUGGCCGUGUAGACGAGGAGGACCCACCCCAGACCCAGAUGCCACCUGAACCUCAGAGCAGCUCCACUCCCCAGCAGGGCCCUGAGAGCAGUGAGGCCAGUUCCUCAUCUUCUGCCAGGGGCCCCCAGCUGCGUGCUUACCUAGUCAGGAAGUUGUGUAGCCCCAGUGAUCAAUGGCCACCCAGAGUGAAGACCUCAGAGCCCGGGGCCCAGCAGAGUGGAGAGCAGCAGCACCCUGGCUUCCCCACAUGCUUGCGGAGCGCCCCUGGCCCGGUGGGAGGCUCCCCGAAGCGGGGGCGACGGUACCGCUGUGCCGAGUGUGGCAAGGCCUUCCUGCAGCUGUGCCACCUGAAGAAGCAUGCAUUCGUGCACACGGGCCACAAGCCCUUCCUUUGCACCGAGUGUGGCAAGAGCUACAGCUCAGAGGAGAGCUUCAAAGCCCACAUGCUGGGCCACCGUGGGGUGCGGCCAUUCCCCUGCCCUCAGUGCACCAAGGCCUACGGCACCCGGCGAGACCUCAGAGAGCACCAGGUUGUACACUCAGGUGCCCGGCCCUUUACUUGCGACCAGUGUGGCAAGGCCUUCGCCCGCCGGCCCUCCCUGCGGCUGCAUCGCAAGACACACCAGGUGCCAGCGGCCCCUGCCCCGUGCCCGUGCCCUGUGUGCGGGAGGCCCCUGGCCAACCAGGGCUCCCUGCGGAACCACAUGCGGCUCCACACGGGGGAGAAGCCCUUCCUGUGCCCACACUGCGGCCGGGCGUUCCGCCAGCGGGGCAGCCUGCGCGGGCACCUGCGGCUGCACACAGGGGAGCGCCCUUACCGCUGCCCACACUGCGCUGAUGCCUUCCCCCAGCUGCCUGAACUGCGGCGCCACCUCAUCUCCCACACCGGGGAGGCCCACCUGUGCCCCGUGUGUGGGAAGGCCCUCCGGGAUCCCCACACGCUGCGCGCGCACGAGCGCUUGCACUCAGGUGAGAGGCCCUUCCCGUGCCCUCAGUGUGGCCGUGCUUACACGCUGGCGACCAAGCUGAGGCGCCACCUCAAAUCCCACCUGGCCGACAAGCCCUACCGCUGCCCCACCUGUGGCAUGGGCUACACUCUCCUCCAAAGCCUCAAGCGGCACCAGCUCAGUCAUCAGCCCGGGCCACCCUCCAGCCCACCCUGUGUGCCGCCUGCCGCUUCUGAGCCCACCGUGGUGCUCCUGCAGACCGAGCCAGAACUACUGGACACAUGCAGUGAACGGGGCGGGUCCCCAGCCCCGGACGUCUUCGAGGUCACCCUUUCCGAGAGCCAGGAUAAGUGCUUUGUGGUGCCCGAGGAGCCAGGUCCUGCUCCCAGCCUGGUGCUGAUCCAUAAGGACAUGGGCUUUAGCACCUGGGCAGAAGUGGUAGAGGUGGAGACGGGCACCUGACCACCCUCACCUUUCCUCAGCAGAGCUCUGUAUAAAGACUGGUGUUUAUGAGCUUGGGGGUCUGGAUCUUUCUCUUUGGGUUCCCUGAUAGAGACUAGUCUAUGAGAAGCAGGUCAAGGACUUCCCUUCCUGCUUAUGGACAACCACUUUGUUUCCCAAGACUCUUAAUAAGGUAAACCACUUCUAGAUGUAAGUUCUUUAUCAGCUUCCAGUAGAGCUUGUCCUGCCACCCUCCCUGGGAACUCCUCAAGGUGCUUGUUCUUUAAAUGUUGCAGAAGUGACCCUGCCCAGUGAGGUAGCCAGGUCGCAGGCAGCACUGUUGCCCUGCUGGGGUGCUUAGUGCUGGAAUAGUCACUCCCAUCCAGCUCCCUGAGGGACAAGCAUUUCUAUUUGGAACCAAACGGAAUGACUUGUGAAGGUUAAAAGGCCAGAGACACUCAGCUGACAAGUCUCUGAGUCAGGCAUUAGAUUAUUCUGGCAGCUUUUCUCACCACCGAAGGCCUGUGAGGUUGGUUUUUGUUCUGUGCUGAAGGACACCAGACUCAUUGGAGGUGGCUAGGGCAGGUCUGCACCCUUCUGUGUAUCUGGCCAAAGGCAGCCCUGCUGAGGGAAAGAGCGAGGAAUGAACAUGUGUUUCAUGUUUCAUCAGCUGCGGGCCUGGCCUGCCCGAGGUGCUGGGGACGCAGCUGUGGACAAGACAGAGGCAGCGCCCUUUACAGAGCUCAGGCCUACAAGGGGCAAAGGGCAACAGUAAGAGUUUAAAGAGGAGCACUCCCCGGUGCUGUGGAUGUGUUUAACGGGAUGGGUUGACCUGUGGGCAUCAGGGAAGGUGUCCCCAAGAAAUUACAAUGAUAAUAAACAGCCUUUGUU
Molecule: messenger RNA, 3332 nt
Organism: Mesoplodon densirostris (Blainville's beaked whale)
Lineage: Eukaryota; Metazoa; Chordata; Mammalia; Artiodactyla; Ziphiidae
Gene: ZNF408
Product: zinc finger protein 408
Exons: 5
Coding region: 294-2462 (722 amino acids)
Cellular component (GO): nucleus
Source: RefSeq, a predicted model, not a curated record